GGGAGCGCAUUGAGGAUUAUAGUCACCGCUAAAAGGAAAUAGCCAUAUGUGAUGGUCUAAAUGAUAGCAGAACAUAUUUCAAGCGCGCUCCCUCUCGUUUUUUAAAUGAUUGCUAUUUUAUAUGUCUAUUCAGAGAAAAAUGUCUUUCGAGACCAAUUAAUAUCAUCCUCACCUGGAAUUACAAUGAAAAUGUAGGCAUGGUCAAUUAUUUUCCGGGAAUCACAAAGAUCCAACGUUGGUGAAUGGACUAAGACAACCGUGUCAAUUGAGAAAUAAAGAAGUCGAAGACAUUUGUAAAGGGCAAAGAACAAAAAGAACUUCAAACCUGGAUUACAUCAUCAUCACUCUUGGCCAGGUGGAACAACUAGGGGGAUGUUCUACCCUGUUUUGAUCCAGAGGGUGUUUGCUAAUUACAACGGUCUUUCUACAUUCCUUUUUUAGUUUUCUUUCUUUUUUGGGGGGGGGGGAUUUUGGACCUUAAUUUGCAUAGACUGUUUUUCAAAAUACGCAUUUUUAAUUAGUCUCCCUAACACAUAAAAUACACAUUUCAGAUCCCUAUUACAUCAGAAUAGCAUUGAAGCUCAUUGCAUACAUAAACGCAAAACAUAUCAAUUAAAAAGUAGUUAGAACCACAUUGUGGAGAGUUAGCCUAAUGCCUGUAGAGAGGUGUUAAACGUACAUUCCUUUUCCGACAUCAGUGUUAAAAAAAAAAUCUGCUCCCUAUAAUCUUUCAGAUUUGAAUGAAUAGUGCAUUAUUGGUCCAAAGUGCUUUUUAAACUAAUCUUUAAUGGAUGGCCUGCAUUUGUUUGUAGUGCAUUAGCUGGAACAUGGUAAGCAGUGCUAACUCACAAAUUUACUCGGGCUCUGACAGCACAGCCCCAGAGCGAUCAAUCGAACUGGGCUUUGACUGACUGAUGUGCAACACAAGUCACAUAUAACAAGAUAAAUUGACCUUGCUGCUAUUCUGUCGCUCAUUUGCUUAUCCAUCGCUCCUCGAUUCUUUUUCUUAUUUUCUGUCAGAAUCUCUCCAGCAUUCUCCCAUACAGCGCAUGUAGGCACGCCACAUUAAACAAUUUGAAAAGCCCCCUUUUCCUUUUAACCCGAAUGAUAUUCAAACCUUUGUUCUCUUUUCUCAAAACAUGCAACACAGCCCCUGAGCGUAUUGAUGUUGUCUAUCAAAAGAGAUAAACUUGAACACGUACUAAAGAAACCAUUAAGCCAUAUUAGACCUGCCAUACUAUGACCAAACAUUUUCAACUAUCAUCUCACUAAGGUGAAGAUUUCUUUGUACUGACAACACCUCAUAUAUUGACUUUCAACUAUAGGCGCGCUCAUACAUUCAGGGAUAGAGUGAAGAGAUUAUAUCAGUGAAGAGAUUAUAUGAUACUAGGAUACCAUAUCCAUUUUAUUUAUAAGAAAAUAUCUUAUAAAGCUAAUCACAUUAGAUUGUUCUACGUUUCUUUCUUAGGUCACAAUUACUAUGUAUCUGUAGUCAUCAGCGCAGGUUAGGUUAGGCUGAAAAGUGACCGUUCGUAGUGUACGUUUCCUCUACAUAUUCUGCAUUGAACGAAUGAAUCCAGACAUUUUCAUGUCUGUUCUGUGGGCAGAGCCGCGCUGUCCUGCCAGAACCGGGCCCAAGCCCACCUUCGUUCUAUUCUGUUGGGCCGAGUUAAACUCAGAGCAGAGACACUCACGCAAGGGGAUCAAACGCACAUAGAUCCUUAGCCCCAUUUCGUCCCUCCUUCCCUCUCUCACAUUUUCCUAAUUCAUCAAACAAUUGUUGUACUAUCUCCGGCUGCCUUUAUUCAUUUGGUCCGUUACUCACUGUGUUAUAUCUUAGUUUUCCCUUUCUCACUAAGUUAGGUGUGAAUUGUGUGGUCCCGGUCUGUAUCAACUAUAUAUGCUGCUCGGUCCAAUUCUGCCGUACCCACAUUCACCGGACCUCAUGACAGGCCUUUGUGAUCGGUCCUUGUCUCAUAGUGCAAACCUUGUAGACUUUCUGACCGCUGUAUUUGAGUCCGAAUUAAUAAUCUCAAAUCUCUCUGAAUAAUAUUUCCUCAAUUGACCACCCGACCUCUAUUUCCUUUUCCUACAUAUUUUAAGAGUUUAUUUGUGAACAAAUGGACAGUUCAGUGCAGAGGGAAUGUCCCUAGCAAGCUAACGCUGUUAAUAAACAGUGCCAAAUCUGUUCGAGCACAUGUAUUGACUGAUAUGAUGAAGUACAGACACCUAAAGCUGCCAGCAAAAUUGUUUACAAUUCACGCAAAGAGCUAGACUCAAGUGUUACAGAAAGGUUUGUGCGGUCAAAUACCUACAACAGAAAACUGAUGUGCCAAUUCCAGUGAUAAUACGAUUAAGCGUAGGUGAAAAGUACGCAAAUAAAAGUUAACGCUUAAUGUUUACAGAGUACACCUUCCCUUCAAAGAGGAUUCGCUAGCUACAUUAUUCAGAACUUUGUGCCAUAGGUCAGUUGAGUUCAAACGACUCCGAAGGGUUUGAAACGUUUACACGUUGAUUUUUGUUUACAAGACAAUACUGCCUAUCACAAAGAAAGACAACCCCUACUUGCCAUUUUAGUGAGGUCUGCACAGUAGAGACCACACAAUUAUCAAGAAACUCCAAUCAUUUCCCCUUACCAUUCUGUAAAAUAACACUUUGUUGACUGGUGUUUACAAUCUAUACAUUUUCCAGCAUCCUUAUCGUUCUGUUUUUUUUUUUUUGUGUGCUAAGUUGAAGUUGUCGAGACAAACUUCAAAUAGUCCUUUCACAAGUAUAGCUACAGUAUAGGCCUAAAACAUAGAAAUAUAUAACCUCAGAGUUGAUAUAAGCUGCUUAUGAACAACAAUAGAUUUGUAUUGAGAGCUUGUUUACAUAAAUACAUACACGUGUACAUGUCACACUUAUUGCUUGAACAAACAAAAAAAUCACUCAACUAAGUGAAAACCUCCACACUAGUGUAUGUAAUGUACAUGGAAGCACUAACAAAGGAUUAGUUUACUGUAUUUACGCUGAAGUCCUGAGUGUAAGCCUUUACAUUUUUUACACUUAACACGUAGGUGAAAUUCAAAGAAGGAAGGAGAGGAGAACACUAUCCCUCUUGGAGGAGGACCUCCAUAUUUUAAUACUUGACGGGCCUUUUAUUUUUUGAAUUGGCUCAGAAACGCUGAAAAAAUGAGGCCUAGAACCUACAAAAGGAUGCUCAGCACCUCCCUCAUAUUUUCCCUUGUGUCCGGCCUCGUCCUUUCCGCCGUGACCAUCACCACAGAGCGCCGCUCAUCCUACGGCGGCCCCAGCGGCACCACCCUGUUCCUCCUCACCGGUUUUGGGAACAAACCGAUGCCGCCGCCCCCGGGGGGGCCAAAGGUGGCGCCUAAAGCGGCUGAAAUGGAGGACGCUCAGGACGGUGAGCCGAAAGAACCCGAAACGCUCCCAAAGCCCCUCCCCCAAACCAAGCUCCCUCAGAACAUGACGGCAGCUGACGCCCUCAAACCUCCGCUGGGGGCCGCCCAGGUAGCGCCACCCCCCCGGCGCCUGGUGGAUGUGGACGUGUGUCGGGCCUACUACGACGUCAUGGGCCAGUUGGACAACACUUUCAACUGCUCCAAGGGGACCUACAUCUACUGCUGCGGCACCUGCCACUACCGCUACUGUUGUGACCACCAGCGUAGCCGCCUGGACCAGAAGUCAUGUAACAACUACAAGUCGCCCGGGUGGCUCGACACACCGCCGACGAACCCCCCGCCGCCGGGGAACCGGGGUGACCCAGACUCGGAGCAGCUGCAGCAGCAGAGCAACAGCACGGCGUACGUGAUCGGCGGGGUGAUCUCCGUCACCCUGGUGGUGGCCGUGGGCAUCAAGGUGGCCUUCCACAAGAUAUCCCGACGACCCCGGAACAGAGACAUCAACAUGCCCAGAGCCCUGGUGGACAUCCUACGGAGUCAGGCCAGCCCAGUCCAACAGGGGGAGAGGAACAACAGCACCGUCCUUACCACCGCCACCACCGGCGACAUCCUCGGUCGUCCCCCCAAGAACCUUUACACCCCGGUGCUCCAGAGCAAAGACAACCGCAUUGGCAACUUGCACCACAAUUUUAUCCAGGUGUCUGGUUCCAGUCCCAAACACUCGGCUACUAUGGAGCGCGUGCCCCGCAUGAACAACGCCCAGCUAGCCUCCACGGGGACCCUCCUCACCAGCAAGCACAACAACAGCUCCGGCCUGCACUUACACCCACAGCCCCCUUUCUCGCACUCCUUCCACAACCUGGCCCAGUUGCCCCCCUCCUACGAGGUAGCCAUGAAACCUGAGAUCAACCGCUACAGCUCCCUGAAGAAGCUCGAGAAAGAUCUGGACGACUACUCUGGCUACCACACAUCAAAGCGACGGCCUAACAACGCCCCUCCGUCAUUCCACUCCUCCCAGCACCACCUCCACUGGGGCGGUGACUACACUCUCGGAGCCAGGGGCACCCUUCCCUUCCACUCCUCCCGGCCACGGAUUCACGUGCCUACAUCCACCCCCAACCCCUACCCUCUGCCAGCCCAGUCGUUGGGGUACCAGCCCGCCUUCGACAAGCCCCCGCGGAGGGUCAUGUCCCAGGACCAGCUCCUGGCACUUGGUGAGGGCAACACCCUCUCCAGACUCUCCAAGAACCAGCAGCACCAGUACUACAAGGCUAUGACCAAGAGCUCCACCUCACAGACGCUUCGCAAGUCCCACGAGAGGCUCCUAGUCUCGCCCGACCGUCUGGAGGAGAGGAUGGGGGGCAUGGGCAUGCCAGGGUUGGGCGGUAUGGUGGGUAUGGGGGGCAUGGGUGACUUUGUGGGGAUGGGGGUCCCGACCAUGGGAUGCCUCAGCCACAAAGCUCAAUCACAGCAGAACGUCUGCGUCACACCCUCGCUGGACCGCCAUCACAUGAUCAAGAUGAACUCCCACCCCACAUCGGGCCACGAGCUGGAGAUGAGCGUGGCGGGCCAUCCGGCAGGAAACUGGGGGGACCCUCAUGGGCACGGAUCAGGGGCCGGGGUAGGAUCAGGGAGCGGGGCGGGGACCAUCGGGGGCCACAACGCACGGAGGAUGGCAUUCGCCACCAAGAGGCAGAACACCAUCGAACAGCUCCAAUACAUCCCUGGGGGAGGAGGAGGGGGAGGGGGCCAGACAUUGAGAACGGCUAGUAAGAACGAGGUGACGGUGUGA
Messenger RNA from Oncorhynchus keta (chum salmon), 5193 nucleotides. RefSeq names its product protein shisa-7-like. The record is from RefSeq and is a predicted model, not a curated record. Lineage: Eukaryota; Metazoa; Chordata; Actinopteri; Salmoniformes; Salmonidae. The transcript has 6 exons. Gene Ontology annotation, cellular component: dendritic spine membrane; postsynaptic density; AMPA glutamate receptor complex. Bases 3172 to 5193 code for a protein of 673 amino acids. Gene Ontology annotation, biological process: regulation of AMPA receptor activity; regulation of short-term neuronal synaptic plasticity.